Molecule: messenger RNA, 2616 nt
Organism: Centropristis striata (black sea bass)
Lineage: Eukaryota; Metazoa; Chordata; Actinopteri; Perciformes; Serranidae
Product: transmembrane protein 184B-like
Exons: 10
Coding region: 488-1768 (426 amino acids)
Biological process (GO): transport
Molecular function (GO): transporter activity
Source: RefSeq, a predicted model, not a curated record
CAGGCAGCAGCUGCUGUUGAUACAGUGAACUGCCGUUGGUGAUGUGGAUGAAAUAACGGUGUCUACUCCACUGGCUUUGGGUGGGAAAUAGCGAUAUAAAAAACAUUUUUUUAUUGACGUUUUGACAUUGUACUUGAGUGCGACGCCUCAUAAGAGCGUGUUACAUUUCUUGGCUUUGUUUUGAUUACGAGGACAAGCAACAGUAAGCUAUUGCCAAGCUAGGAAGGCUAGCUAACGUAAGCUAACAGCUAGCAGCGCUCGGCUCAGAUCAGGCUCAGCUGCAGACACUUGCCAGCUUUAUAAAAAAAAAAGAGAUAAGUUUCUGGGGUUCAAACAAUGAUGCAGUGAUUGGAGACGCGGUUGGCUGUCGUCUGAGUAUUAGACCAGUUAACUUUUUCUACUCCAGAAGGUUUGCAAUCGACUUGAGACGAUGAGCUAAACUGAUGCUUUGAUUCAAAGCAGCGCAGAUCAAACAACUGCAGAGGAGAUGGGUCAGCUUUGGCGACGAGAUAUCACCCUGUCAGAGAGGUUGGGGAAUGACUCUCCUGUCGGCUUCGCCCCGGGGCCCCCAGCAACGGUGGCCCCACAACAAUCCAAUACUUCCUGGGUACCAGAAGCCCCAGUGGUCGCACCAGAAGAGCCCAUUUUCCUCAUGACCUCCACUGCCCAAACUAUAUCGGGUUUUUUCGUAUGGACAGCUCUUUUGAUCACAUGUCACCAGAUCUACAUGCACCUACGUUACUACAGCUCCCCAAAUGAACAGAGGCACAUCGUCAGGAUCCUCUUCAUAGUCCCCAUCUAUGCCUUCGACUCCUGGCUCAGCCUUCUUUUCUUCACCAAUGAGGAGUACUAUGUGUACUUUGACACAGUCCGAGACUGCUAUGAAGCCUUUGUCAUCUACAACUUCUUAAGUCUGUGUUAUGAGUAUCUGGGAGGAGAGAGCGCCAUCAUGGCUGAGAUCAGAGGGAAACCUAUUGAGUCCAGCUGUGUGUAUGGGACCUGUUGCCUGUGGGGAAGGACGUACUCCAUUGGCUUCCUCAGGUUUUGCAAACAGGCAACUCUCCAGUUCUGCGUGGUGAAACCUCUGAUGGCAGUGAUCACUGUCAUUCUUCAGGCUUUCGGGAAAUACAGAGAUGGAGAUUUUAACGUGGCGAGCGGUUACCUGUAUGUGACCAUAAUCUACAACAUCUCCGUCAGUCUGUCACUCUACGCUCUCUUCCUCUUCUACUUCGCCACACGUGAACUGCUGGUCCCAUACAACCCCGUGCUCAAGUUCUUCAUGGUCAAAUCGGUCAUCUUUCUCUCCUUCUGGCAAGGGAUGCUGCUGGCCAUCCUGGAGAAGUGCGGGGCCAUCCCUCAGAUCAGCUCGGCUGACUUCUCUGUGGGCGAGGGAACAGUUGCCGCUGGUUACCAAAACUUUAUCAUCUGCAUUGAGAUGUUCUUUGCUGCUGUUGCUUUGCGCCAUGCCUUUACUUACAAGGUCUACAUGGAUAAAAGACUGGAUUCAUAUGGCUCAUUUCCUAUCUAUGGACAGUACGGUCGCUGUGCCCCAAUGAAGAGCAUCUCCAGCAGCCUGAAGGAGACCAUGAAUCCAGGGGACAUGGUCCAGGACGCCAUCCAUAACUUCUCCCCAGCUUAUCAGCAGUACACCCAGCAGUCCACACUGGAGCGAAGCGGGGGGCCGCCCCUCUCCCGCAGCCACAGUAACCUCAGCACCCGCGGAGACAACGAAAAGACCCUUCUGCUCAGCUCUGACGACGAGUUCUGAGACUCGCGCACACGCUCAAUUUACUCCUGUAGCCCAAAUUGAAUUUUUAUCAACUAUGUGAGACAAAUCAGAUCUUUUGUUGCUACAUUAACGUUACAGAUCAGAUUUUGUUUUCUUUUUUCUUUUACAUCUCAUAGCUCACAUUCAGGUGUGCAGAGAUUUAUUUCUAUACAUUUAGACUGGUUAACAGGCUGUGGGAAGGGAAUGAGUGUUUUUACAAGGAAAGAGGCAAAGUAAUUGAUACAGUAGGAGAAGAGGAUGGGAGAAGAGAAGUCAUGAUUUUUUAGACAUAAGGUUCAUUAACUAGUGAAGCUGUCAUUUGUGUUGAUGUCAUUGAGGCCAUUGCUGACAGAUCUACCAUAUCUCAUGGGUACAAAUAACUGUGCCUGCAUAUAGCAUUGUUCUGCUGCACUUUAAAGAAAAAAAGACAGAUAUAAGGUGUAUGCUAUAGUCAAUAAGUGCCAUCUUCAUCUGAAACACAUGGCCUCUUUUUUUCACUUUUUAUAUUGAUUCUUAAUCCAAACUCCUCCUCAGUCCUCUGCCAAUUCUGCCUCUUACCGCAACAUUGCCAAAUAGAGGGAGCACCCUGUGCUCCUGUCAAUGAGACACACUGUCUUAAGAUUUAGAAUUGAUUUAUAGUCAAGCAAAACUACGGAGCCUUUGAAUUGCCAGGCUUCAUUUUAAUAUAUAAGAAUCUAAUCUCUUUUUUUAUUUUAUUUAAAUGUUGUAUGACCUUGAAGGUUUAACUCGUUUAAAGAGUAGUUUGUUGGAAAAUUGUUAUUCCUGAAAUGUUAUAAAUAUUCUGUGUUUGUUUUCAUUUUGUAUGAACAAGUGACUCAAAAGUGUAA